Oryza brachyantha (malo sina) is the source of this 2584-nucleotide messenger RNA. Its product is annotated as conserved oligomeric Golgi complex subunit 4. The coding region runs from base 136 to 2421 and encodes 761 amino acids. The transcript has 2 exons. The record is from RefSeq and is a predicted model, not a curated record. NCBI's taxonomy places the organism in Eukaryota, Viridiplantae, Streptophyta, Magnoliopsida, Poales, Poaceae.
CAGCACGCAGGCCGCUGCACAGCAACCCGGCAACCCCCGUUCCCCAACACAGGCUACAGCUUACCCAGAGCACCCAGAUCCCGUGAAUUACCUAUCGAGAUCUCGGCGAUCCACGCCGCCGCGGCCGGCAUCGGCAUGGCCGUGCCGUCCUCCCCCUUGCCCACCCCGCGCUCCCCACGGCCCGAUGUCACGCUGCCACCCGACGCCUCCGCCGACACCGCGCCGUCCCUCGACUUUGGCGAUCCGGCCUCCCUCGUCGCCCUCCGCGCCCUCACCGACGCCGGCGCCGCCACCCGCCUCCUCCACGAGUGCGUCGCCUACCAGCGCGCCCUCGACGCUCGUCUCGAUGCGCUCCUCGCCCGCCGGCCCGACCUUGACCGCGCUGCCGCGUCCCUCCUCCGCUCCGCCCCGCCGCUCCUCUCGCUCGCGGCGUCCGACGCCGCCGCGCUCAGGGAUUCGUCCUCGUCCACCGCCGCGCUGGCCGACGCGCUCUCUUCCCGCGUGCGGCACCUCGACGCGGCGCACUCGAGGGCGGAGGCCGCACUCGCGCGCGCCGAGGCGGCGCUCGAUAGGUCCCGCGCCCUUGACGCCGCGCGGCGAGCCCUGGCGGCGGAUGAUCUCAAAGCCGCUGCGACCGCGGCGCACGACUUCCUCGCCAUCGACGCACGGUUCCCUACCGAUGACGACCUCCGCCGUGACCUUCUAGACAUCAAGCGCCGGCUGGAGGGGCUCGCGCGCCGAAGGAUGGCUGCUGCCGUCGACGCCCAGGAUCACCCGGCCGUGCUCCGCCUCGUCCGUCUCUUCCCCCUCCUUGCUCUUGCUGAUGAGGGAUUGCAGGUCUAUGUCGCCUACCUCAAGAAGGUCGUUGCCCUCCGCGCCCGUGCGGACUUCGAGCACCUAGCCGAGCUAACCUCUGCAACCCAGCCUACUUCAGAGCGUCCUGAUUUUGUUGGCUGCCUUACCCGUCUCUUCAAGGACAUUGUUCUGGCUGUUGAGGAGAAUGAUGCUGUUCUUCGUGAACUCAGAGGCGAGGAUGGUGUUGCCUAUGCCAUCAUUGAACUGCAGGAGGAGUGUGACUCCCGUGGCACACAGAUACUGCGGCGAUAUGCUGAUUACAGGAAACUUGCACGUCUUGCAUCGGAUAUAAACUCAUAUAUCAAGAACCUCCUCUCUGUGGUGAGUUCAGUGACCAAUGCUGCAGGGGGUAAUGAAGGGCCUGAUCCUAGGGAGGUCGAGCUCUAUCUUGAGGAGAUUUUGUCAUUGACACAGCUUGGUGAAGACUACACUGAAUUUAUGGUGAAUAAGAUUCGUGGAUUGCGAGAUGUCAAACCUGAGCUGGGGCCACAAGCAAUGAAGGCCUUCCGGAAUGGUAGCUUCAAUAAAAUGGUGCAGGACUUAACUGGGUUUUACGUGAUCCUGGAGGAAUUCUUCAUGGUGGAGAAUGUAAGGAAAGCCAUCCGGAUUGAUGAAUCAGUGCCUGAUGGUCUCACAACCUCAAUGGUGGAUGAUGCGUUCUUCAUUCUGCAAAGUUGUUGCCGAAGAGCAGCAUCCACUGGAAGUAUAAACUCAGUUCUUGCUGUUCUUGGUGGUGCGGCGAGCCUACUGAGCAAUGAGUACCAGGAAGCACUGCAGUGGAGGAUGAGGGAGCCAAACUUGGGUGCAAAGCUCUUUCUUGGUGGUGUUGGGGUUCAGAAGACUGGGGAGGAGAUUGCAACUGCGCUGAACAACAUGGAUGUGAGCUCAGAGUAUGUCCUGAAGCUCCGUCAUGAGAUUGAGGAGCUCUGUUCAGAGGCUUUUCAUUCACCUGCUGACCGAGAGAAAAUCAAAUCCUGUUUAUCUGAGCUAGGCGAGAUCAGUGCUUCCUUUAAGAAGAUCCUUCAUUCUGGACUGGAGCAUUUAGUGGCAUCUGUGGCUCCACGUGUUCGUCCUGUUCUGGACACUGUUGCCACUGUCAGUUAUGAGCUGGAUGAUGCCGAAUAUGGAGAAAAUGAGGUGAAUGAUCCAUGGGUGCAGAAGCUUCUCCUUGCAGUUAAUUCUAACGUUGUAUGGCUCCAGCCAGUGAUGACAUCAAACAACUACGAUUCCUUUGUGCACUUAAUCAUUGACUUCAUUGUCAAGAGGCUUGAAGUGAUAAUGAUGCAGAAGAGGUUCAGCCAGCUUGGUGGGCUCCAGCUUGACAAGGAGGUACGCUCCCUAAUCAACCAUUUCUCAGAAAUGUCGCAGCGACCAGUCCGAGACAAGUUCUCAAGACUUUCCCAGAUGUCUACAAUUCUGAAUUUUGAGCGGGUAUCGGAGAUACUGGAUUUCUGGGGUGAUAAUGCCGGGCAUCUGACGUGGCUUCUGACACCAGCAGAGGUGAGGAGGGUUUUAGGGCUUCGGAUUGACUUCAGGCCUGAAGCCAUUGCAGCCUUAAGACUUUAAAUUGUUUUUUCAUAUGUGCUUCUUUAAUUAAGUUUUUUGUAUGUGAUAUAACAAGUUAUGUUUACUCGUUCUCCUGAGCUUGCGCUAUGGGAGCAGUUUUUGUUGUAGAGACAAACUAAUUGUAUUAGCAAAGAAUUUGGAAAUCCAUAUUUUGCUGCUGUAA